Lagenorhynchus albirostris (white-beaked dolphin) is the source of this 1164-nucleotide messenger RNA. It is a transcript of the gene RAB5C, whose product is annotated as RAB5C, member RAS oncogene family. Bases 301 to 951 code for a protein of 216 amino acids. The record is from RefSeq and is a predicted model, not a curated record. Gene Ontology annotation, molecular function: GTPase activity; GTP binding. The transcript is spliced from 7 exons. NCBI's taxonomy places the organism in Eukaryota, Metazoa, Chordata, Mammalia, Artiodactyla, Delphinidae.
GAAAGGCGGAAGUGGAGGCCGGAGCCUGGGACACCGCUGGGGGGAGAGGAGCGGAGCCUGUCCGAGCCCCGGCCCCAAGUAACGCCGCCGACCCGGAGCCGCCCACAGAUGUGGUGAACCUGAGAUUCAUGCUCACGUCCCUCCGAUCCCAAAGUCUGAGCCAUUUCUUCGUCCAUCCUCCGCAGAGUUGCUCAUAGAUAAGAGAGCGGACAGUUGGAGGCCCCUCCCCACUAAGUGCCUCUUUGCACAGCACUGGCCCCCGCCCCCACGCUCACCGGCACCACUGCAGCGGGACGGGCCAUGGCGGGUCGGGGAGGUGCAGCACGACCCAACGGACCAGCUGCUGGGAACAAGAUCUGUCAGUUUAAGCUGGUCCUGCUGGGGGAGUCCGCAGUGGGCAAAUCCAGCCUCGUCCUCCGCUUUGUCAAGGGUCAAUUCCACGAGUACCAGGAGAGCACAAUUGGAGCGGCCUUCCUCACACAGACCGUCUGCUUGGACGACACAACAGUCAAGUUUGAGAUCUGGGACACAGCUGGACAGGAGCGGUAUCACAGCCUGGCCCCCAUGUACUAUCGGGGGGCCCAGGCUGCCAUCGUGGUCUACGACAUCACCAACACAGAUACGUUUGCACGGGCCAAGAACUGGGUGAAGGAGUUGCAGAGGCAGGCCAGCCCCAACAUCGUCAUCGCGCUCGCGGGCAACAAGGCCGACCUGGCCAGCAAGAGAGCCGUGGAGUUCCAGGAAGCACAAGCCUAUGCAGAGGACAACAGUUUGCUGUUUAUGGAGACAUCAGCAAAGACUGCGAUGAACGUGAAUGAAAUUUUCAUGGCAAUAGCUAAGAAGCUUCCCAAGAACGAGCCCCAGAAUACAGCUUGUGCUCCGGGCCGGAACCGAGGAGUGGACCUCCAGGAGAACAACCCUGCCAGCCGGAGCCAGUGCUGCAGCAACUGAGCCCCCCUUACCUGCCCACUGCCCCCACCUCCUCCGCCUCAACGACCCGACUGGAAUCCACUCUAACCAAUCGCACUUACCGACUCGGGCCACCACUGGGGGGCAGGGGGAGGGGCCCACCAUGGUUUCUCCAUAUCAUUUUGAUCAUAGGCCGGAGUGAGUUAUUCCACCUGCACCUUUCUGUACAAAUACUAAUUCAAUUUUAAGUCUUAA